Messenger RNA from Harpegnathos saltator (Jerdon's jumping ant), 689 nucleotides. RefSeq names its product 60S ribosomal protein L18a. Lineage: Eukaryota; Metazoa; Arthropoda; Insecta; Hymenoptera; Formicidae. The record is from RefSeq and is a predicted model, not a curated record. The transcript has 3 exons. Gene Ontology annotation, molecular function: structural constituent of ribosome. Gene Ontology annotation, biological process: translation. The coding region runs from base 99 to 632 and encodes 177 amino acids. Gene Ontology annotation, cellular component: ribosome.
CAUUUUAAAUUAAGCGCUAAAAAAUUUAAUGGCCUCACUUCCGUGCACGAUGACGGAAAUUCUCUUCCUGUUCAUCGUUGUGCGAAAUAUCCGGCACGAUGAAGGCUAAGGGUGAAUUGAAGGAAUUUGAAGUGAUAGGGCGUAAGCUCCCUACGGAAAAGGAGAAAACUACACCUUUGUAUAAAAUGAGAAUAUUCGCUCCUGAUGCUAUAGUUGCCAAAUCCAGAUUUUGGUAUUUCUUGCGUCAAUUGAAGAAGUUUAAGAAGUCUACCGGAGAAAUUGUAUCUCUUAAACAGAUUCCAGAGAAAAUACCCAUUAAGAUCAAGAACUUUGGCAUCUGGUUGAGAUAUGACUCUCGUUCUGGCACACACAAUAUGUACAGAGAAUAUAGAGAUCUCUCUGUCAGCGGAGCCAUCACCCAAUGCUAUAGAGAUAUGGGUGCACGUCAUCGUGCAAGAGCACAUUCUAUACAGAUUAUUAAAGUGGAAGUUGUAAAGGCUGCAAACUGCCGCAGGCCACAGAUCAAGCAAUUCCACGACUCUAAAAUUAAGUUCCCUCUACCUAAGAGGAUCCAUCACAGAAAUCGAAUGCCAUUAUUCAGUGUUCGUAAGCCGCGUACCUACUUCCUUUAAAUACUAUCUACGUAACAUUGUACAUAACAUCAAAGAAAAUAAAAAUCCUCGAUAUAA